Spirodela intermedia is the source of this 1548-nucleotide messenger RNA. Lineage: Eukaryota; Viridiplantae; Streptophyta; Magnoliopsida; Alismatales; Araceae. The record is from the annotation of a GenBank genome assembly.
AUGGAGGUCGCCCCCGGUGCCGUCCUGAGGAGGGAACCCCCAUCCCAUCCCGCCGCCGCCGCCGCUGUGCUUCUCCGACGGGGACCUCGUGGGGGAGGUUGGAUCAGCAGCGUCUCUGUGCGCCAGCGGCGGAGCGGCGGCGGCGGCUGCUUCGACGACGAUGGGCAUCUCCGGUACUAUGGAUCGCCGGUGAGGUGCGGCGGGAGGAAGGAGGAGAAGAUGAUGGGGAAGAGGAGGGAGAAGCUGGUUGAAGGGCUGGUUGGGCUCCAGGCCAUGGGUGGCCUCGACUUGGCGGCGAUGGCCGGCGGCAAGGUUGAAUGCGGGAAGAUGAUCGUGGAUGUAAGGGUUUUUUAAAAUCUCUCCUCCAUCUGCGUCUUUCGAAUUUUCUCUUCGAUUUUCCUCCAUUUAAUCGGGUGAUUGAAUGGGUCAUUCUUCCAUUUAAUCGGUGAUUGAAUUGGUCCUUCUCCCAGAUUGAUCGAAAGAUUCCCUUCUGGGCUUUUCUUCCCCCUGGUUUGGGAUCCUCGUCUCCAAUAAAUCUUCCGUGAUUCCAGACAGGGAUUUGUUAGUGAAGAUGUCGGUUCUGUGAUGGCCUUCGAUCUGCUUUCUUUCGAUCGGGCGUUUGAAUUCCUCCUUGGUGUUCUGCAAUGAAGAUUCUCGCGAUUCGGUCCUCAUCUGGCUCGGAUUUUGCAGGAAGUGGCCGACAUCUUGCUGGCCCGAUUGGAUCUGCUGAGAGCGGAGGAGAAGGAGAUAAAGAAGAGGAGGAAGAAGGAAGAGAAGGCCGCCAUGAAAGCCGCCGGGGAGCAAUGCGACGAGAGCUCGGGCUCGGAGGACGACGACGACGAGCAGAUGAAGAUGAAGAUGACGAUGAAGAUGAAGAGGAAAUCAGAGGAGAAGAAGAUGAAGAAGAUGAAAGCGUCCUGCCAGAAUACGAAAGACUGCGGCGAAUCCGAGGACUCAUCAUCGAGCUCCUCCUCCGAGUCCAGCGACAGCGACUGCGAAGAAGAGGACCUCGUGGACAUGAAAUCCCUCAGAUCCUCCGCCCCUGCAGAUGCUCCACCUGCGACUGGAGAAACCAAGCCGGUGGAGAAACCAGGAGGGAGAGGAGCAACCUCCACCGCCGCCAUCUCGCUGACCCGUUGCAGCGCCGCCGCUGCCAUCGGAAGCCCCAGUGUGAGCGCCUGCUGCAGCAAGAGCGUUGACUCUCCCGCCGCCAUGGACAGGAUUGAGAUCUGCAUGGGGGGCAAGUGCAAGAGAUCAGGAGCGAUGGAGCUGAUGCAGGAGUUCCAGCGGAGGGUCGGCGUGGAAGGCGCCGUCGUCGGCUGCAAGUGCAUGGGCAAGUGCAAGGAAGGCCCCAAUGUCCGCGUCCGGACUUCCACCGCCGCCGCCGCCGCCGCCGCCGCCGCAGUAGCAGCAGCAGCGGAGGAAUCCACGGCUGCCAGGGCUGUGAGGCCCCCUCCUCUCUGCGUCGGCGUCGGGAUUCAAGACGUUGGUGCGAUUGUGGCCAACUUCUUCUCGGAGAACAAGGAAUUGGACCUGGCGGCCGCUUGA